UAUGUCUAACCCGAUGCUCGCUGUGACAAACCGAGUACUAAGGGAAAGAUACAGCAUAGUAUUAUUACAUAGUAGUUAAGUCAUCCGACAGAUGAAUUGGGUCAUACUCAUGUGUGGCGUUAAUCCAAUCGCGCUCUGCGUUGUGGCCGCUGUUCGACUUUAAGAGCGCUCAGUGGGCGGUCCUUGUGCGCAGACCAAUGAAUCGCCUUCUCUGUUUAAAUAGUCCUUGAUGUCAACUCUUUACUCCACUCAUUGCUCCCCCCAACGCCAUGUUGGUCGUCAUGACUUGACUCGUUGUUUUCAUCAGCGUUACUACGGACUUGACAGGAGUGGCUUUCUUAAACGCCCGUGCGCCCUUGGAGACGCUGUAUUCCUUUUUUUUUUUUUUUUUUUUUGCGCUGUCGCGUUUUUGGAUGAUACGCGCGGAGUAUGCACGCAUCAUCCCCGUGACUCGGCGUUUUAAAGGAGUACUACUUGGAAAUAGAACUUUAAAAGCGGGUGCGAGGGUGGGCGGGCGGAGGAGGGGGAGAGGGCUCGCUUGUUUGUUUGCUUGCGCGUGUGUUUGUCCCUCGUCCUAUGUGCAACAAAAUGUCAGAAGUUCGCCUUUCCAACGCGAGCCCGACGCUGGAGAGGGUCGAUGCGCGUCAGCCGGACGCCGCCAGACCGUCGGUCUGCAGGAACCUCUUCGGCAGUCCCGACCCGGAGGAGAUACGGCGUGAUGGGGCGGCUUCCAUACAGGAAAAUGUGCAGUGGUUCAAGAACACGUACAACUUCGACCCAGUCGCCGAAAGGCCGCUUUCUCCGCGCAUUUACGACUGGCAGGAGGACCCCGAUCCGCCGGAGUUUUACACCAGGGAGCCGCGCCGCAGGAUCCAGCGGAGCCCACGGGGGGACGUCCACGACGACCGACGGGAUGCCGAGGGGAGCAGCAGCGGGCGGCGGGUGGCUCCACGGGACCGAGGCGGCUCGAGGAAAAGGAGUUCGGGAGCUUCAGGAUCCUGCUCCAGCGAGUCCAUGCGUAAAAAGUCAAAAGACGACAACGACGACGACGACGAGGAAGAGCGCGGCGCAGCAGCUCAGGCGCUUGAAGCCGCGGAAGAGAGACCCAGCGGGCCAGAGGAGAGCGUGCAGUGAAGAAAAAAAAAACGGUGCUAGGUUCGAAAUCUCCCAUCUCCCUGCUCCACUGUUAUGAAGACAUUUUGAAUGGAUCAUGAAACGCACGUUUCCAAUGUGUGAAAUACUAACGAUCGGCUGUUGUCAUGGACGCCAAGUAGACUUUUGUGUUGUCGUGUAUCCUCCGCAACACAAUCGUCCCGCACACGCCACUUACACGUCAUCAGCCCUUUAAACUUGUAUUUUGUUUCCUUUUUUUUUUUUUUCUUCCCUUUUUAAAAAAAAAAAAAAAAUCCUCCACAACCCCCUCGUGCUAUGACUGUUUCCCCCUCGGUGCGCGUGUCUGUAUGAGACUUAUUGAGCAUGAGCAACCGCUUUUUCAAUUGCACCAUUCAGCAGCCCGUUUCCUCCAUGUCCCACAGUGCGUGGAGGCAGGUCGCUGGUGGAAUACUGUAGUCCUUUUCUCAUCGUCUGACAGAUGGGAGAGGAGGUAGAAAAGCAGUCUUUGCCCAAUAGAAGGGAGGAGGGGAGGCUGCAUAAGCACUGAAUAUGUACACUAUCAAGUUUUGGCACUCAGUUUUAAUCAAAUUGCCUCAGAAGCAGCAAACGAUGUAGCAGUGCGCAAAUGGGUUUUUGCUCAUUUUUUCUUUUUUUUAUCUACUACCUAUGUUUCAGAUGUAGCACAUAAAAAAAAAAGCAAAUUAUGCUUUUCAGACUUUUGUUAAAUGUAUUUGGAUAAGUGUGAAUUUGACUCGGGAGGUUGCAGUGCAAUUUCCAACAGAGAAAUAUUAUUUUUGUGGUCAUAUUGUAUCAUUCAUUCAGGUAAUUGAUGUAAGUUAAAAAUGCAGAAGUCAGGGUCAUGUGGAAACAAAAUGUCUUCACUUUUUCGAUGGCUUUAUUUGUCCCAGUGUUCUAUUUCUUCUUUUUUUUUUUUUUGAAGGCUCAGAUGGACACACUUUAAGUCAAGGCUCCAUCUAACUGGGAAAAGCCAUGAAAGAUAAAGUUUACAUGCAACUAUGGUCCCCUUCCCUUAACAUUUUUAUUUAGCAAUUUUUUUUUACCAAAGUUUGUGCCUUAUGUUCGGGGGUUGGGGAGAGGGAGGGAGGGAGGGAUGGGUGGGUGGCAAAAUGCUAUAUCCAACCAAAUCUUAACAUUUCCUAUGCCCUAAGAAUUUGCUUUUUAUUUUUGAAUUGGGUAAAUUCAUAUUUUGGUGGCCUUCGUGACUACACAAUCCGCCCCAGUGUGUAGCCCACUUCAACAUAGAUAAAAUAUGUUAAAAUCACUGUGCUACUUAUUAUGCAAAUAUAUGAAAUCAAAGAUUUGUGGUGUAGAAUUCAUGUUGAACAUGUAAUUGCACUAUUUUUUUUUAAUUACUCGUUUUGAAGGGCAGAAAACAAAGUGGAACUGCCUCAUAUGGUGUAAAAGUUUGAAGUGUACAUGUGUCCCUUUUUUUUUUUUUUUUUUUCAAAAA
This is a messenger RNA of Pungitius pungitius (ninespine stickleback), 2584 nucleotides long. Its product is annotated as cyclin-dependent kinase inhibitor 1B-like. Lineage: Eukaryota; Metazoa; Chordata; Actinopteri; Perciformes; Gasterosteidae. Gene Ontology annotation, cellular component: nucleus; cytoplasm. The record is from RefSeq and is a predicted model, not a curated record. Bases 577 to 1134 code for a protein of 185 amino acids. Gene Ontology annotation, molecular function: cyclin-dependent protein serine/threonine kinase inhibitor activity; protein-folding chaperone binding. Gene Ontology annotation, biological process: negative regulation of cell population proliferation; negative regulation of mitotic cell cycle; negative regulation of cyclin-dependent protein serine/threonine kinase activity. The transcript has 2 exons.